UUCGCUGCGGACUGGGCUGAGCCGGCCCCCGGGCGCUCCUUGCCUUUCUGGGCAGGCGCUUCUCGUAGCCCUGCCCAUCUCGGCCCCUCUCCCGCCCCGCCGCGCUGCGCUGCGCUCCCUUCUCCAGUGGCCGCUGUGGGACAGGCUGGGAGGCAGCCGCCCGGGGUCCCGCGUCAGCAGCUAGCAAAGCCCCGACUGCCCGGCAGCGCUCAGGGCCCCGGAGCAACUGGUGGGAGUCAGACCCCCUGGCGCAGCAGGACCCCGGCCCGGGCAGAGCGGAUCGGAGCUUCCCGAGAGCCGGCGCCAUGGUGGAGAAGAACCUGGACCAAUGCCAGAAGGAGACAGAGGAAGUGACUCAGAUUAUGCUAGUCAACUAUUCCAAGGUACUGGACCGGGAAGCCAAGCUCAGCGACCUGGACGACAGAGCAGAUGAGCUCCGCAACAUGAGCUCCUCCUUCAGCAGGACGACGAAGACAGUGGCGCAGAAGAAGCGCUGGGAGAACAGGAAGUACAAGAUAUUCCUGGCAUUGGUAGUGGUGGUCGUGGUGUUGAUCAUCCUGGCUGUGAUUCUAUGGCUGUCGCUGCGUGGGGCUGGGAACCAAGCUGCUGAGAGCCGGACCUCCAUAAACCAGGCCACUGAGAGCAGGAUCACCCCCACACAGGCUGACUGAGGGAAGGAGAUGACCCAGUGCCCUCUCUGCUAGGGACGCAACUGCCCUGGGCUCAGUGCAAUAUGGACACUGCGCAUGGAAACUGCAGGGGCUGCCAUUGAAACUGGGGCUUUUCUUUAGCUAUUUGGAAAGGCCCCUUCGCAGAUGGGUCACAACACUGGGAAACAGUAUCGACAGCCCACCUCCCUUCUGCAGACUAAACAAUCCCAGUUCCCUCAGCCUCUCCUCAUAAGUCAUGUGCUCCAGCCC
Molecule: messenger RNA, 920 nt
Organism: Chelonoidis abingdonii (Abingdon island giant tortoise)
Lineage: Eukaryota; Metazoa; Chordata; Testudines; Testudinidae
Gene: VAMP5
Product: vesicle associated membrane protein 5
Biological process (GO): Golgi to plasma membrane protein transport
Cellular component (GO): plasma membrane
Source: RefSeq, a predicted model, not a curated record